AUGUUGGUGCUUGAGGUGCAGGAUGUGGCUGAGUCCCGGGAUUGUAUUGUUGUGAACUGUACACAAACUGUUGCGCAGGUUGAGCAGUAUUCUGGUAGACGACAGUGGCUGGAUAAGCACCAGUGGUGGUGUAAAUGGGCUGAGGCGCAGACGCUACGAUCACCGUUUGCGGAUGGACGUGGUGCGCGUGGUGCAUCUCAUGGCCGGACCUAA
This is a messenger RNA of Cylicostephanus goldi, 213 nucleotides long. Lineage: Eukaryota; Metazoa; Nematoda; Chromadorea; Rhabditida; Strongylidae. The record is from the annotation of a GenBank genome assembly.